Neodiprion fabricii is the source of this 3330-nucleotide messenger RNA. RefSeq names its product OTU domain-containing protein 7B-like. The transcript has 10 exons. The record is from RefSeq and is a predicted model, not a curated record. Lineage: Eukaryota; Metazoa; Arthropoda; Insecta; Hymenoptera; Diprionidae. Bases 391 to 2073 code for a protein of 560 amino acids. Gene Ontology annotation, cellular component: cytoplasm; nucleus. Gene Ontology annotation, molecular function: cysteine-type deubiquitinase activity; zinc ion binding; K63-linked polyubiquitin modification-dependent protein binding. Gene Ontology annotation, biological process: protein K63-linked deubiquitination; protein K11-linked deubiquitination; protein K48-linked deubiquitination.
AAUUUUGAUUCUAUUACUUCUCCGUGUUUCCACUUUUGGACUUCCACUUUAACCUCCGAGGUUAUGUCCGUACAGUGGUCCGUGGGCCGUACAUCAGUUGAAUUUGUGCUACCGAGCACAUAUUUGUGCUUUCUAAUUAGUAAUAAUAAUAACAAUAACAAUAAAUAUUGCGCGAAUAGUAAUAUACGAAUAUGUGUACGGUGAAUUGAACGUAACGUUGUUGAGAAAAUAUCGUGGAUAAAAAUAUAACAAAUAACGUGAAAUAUGAGCAAAGCUACGCAAAACCUGAUAAUAAUAAAAAUUUCUCAUCAUAAUUCGCCUUUGACACAUGAGCUGUUGCGCCACAUAUAGGGUACCUGUUUAAUAAUAAAUCAAGUCUAACGCUGCGAUAUGAGUGGAGCGGUCUCUUUGUACGAUGGGACCGAAAAGAAAGAGGCGACUUCCAAGAACAAUACUUUGGAAAAUGGCGGGGGUGUCACAAAAAAGUUAUCGAGAGGCAUUUCAAGAGCGACCGAAAAUGCUGCGAUAGUUUCUCACGCUCGCUCCCAACUCACCCCUCUGGGAGCUGUCGAUACGCCAGAAUUCACAUUCUCCUUACCAGAUCUCUCUGUAUACCCAGAUGAUUUCCGUGAAUUUCUGGAGAGAGAUUUGAUAGAAGGAGGCUGCCUAACAUCUUUGGAGUCUGCGGGACGGUUGAAUUGGUGGUGCGGAGUCAAUGGAAAAAAUGGAGGAUCCAGAGUUCUCUGGCCGUUGGCUACAUCGGGCGAUGGAAACUGCCUUCUGCAUGCAGCAUCGCUCGGGAUGUGGGGCUUUCAUGACAGAUUAUUGACCCUUAGAGACGCGUUGCAUACGACAUUAGCUAAAGGAGAAUGUCGACACGCCCUUUAUAGGCGAUGGAAAUGGAGGCAAAUGGGACUGAACGCAGUCGCUGGCUUGGCUUAUUCCGCAGCUGAAUGGGCUAACGAAUGGCAGAGCCUUGUGGACAUGGCAUCUGCACAUCCCCGUAAUCCAACCGCUAAUUCGUACCAAAGUUUGGAAGAGGUCCAUGUAUUAGCAUUAGCGCACGUACUGUGUCGGCCAAUAAUAGUGAUAGCUGAAACGAUGCUGAGGGAUGCAGAAGGGGUUGCUUUAGCACCUAUUCCGUUUGGCGGAGUUUAUUUACCAUUUGAAGUUCCACCGUCUCGAUGUCAUCGAACCCCGUUACUAUUGGCAUACCAUUCUGCUCAUUUUUCACCUCUCGUUACCGUUGACGGAUCCAGUAGUGAAAACGGUGGCGGGGAAGGGGUCAGCAUUCCUCUAGUGGAUCCAGAUUCAGGGCAGCUCUUACCAGUUUUGUUUUCUGUAGACCCCGGUCCACACUGGGAUUCCAGUAAUGCUUCUGAAACUCUACCACCUUCACAUCCCGAAGUGGAAGACGUGGUUUUACUUCGAGAAUACUUGGACUGCGAUUAUCAGCUGUUGACUGCUGAGGAACUAGAAAGGGAUUCUGAAACUGAUAAUCCAUCAUCGAACAAAAGCCGAGCAGCAAAGCAGUUACUUGGAGUUGCCAAACAGUUUGGGUCAAUUGGUAAAUCUGUAAGUCGGAGACUAUGGUCAAUGGCGAAAAGGCCAAAGAGUCCACCUUCUGCUUCAGGGGCUUCUGGUGCUCUUUGUGUUCAAAUAAGAAGUAAACGGCAUCAAUACGCUGAUCAAAUGCUUCAAAAUUAUCUACAAUGUGCGAGUGCAAGGUAUUUACGUGAACAGCGGGUUUCGGAUACUGGAAGUGAAAUGAAUUACGGAGCUGGAAAGUCCAAGUUCUACGCUGCGAGCGACAGAGGUAGCCAUGUCAGUGUUAGCAAGCUACUUCCAACGAACCCGAACAGCAAAGACCGCACUCUUUAUCUAUCUCGAUCGACGUUCUACAACAAUCAACCAUUUUCCGGGGAUGUAAGAUCUGAAAAAUGGAAUAACAGUAUCGCAAUUGAGGAUGAACGGACUGUAAGACCGUGCCGUAACGGGGAUUGUCAGUUUUUUGGCUCUGCUGAAAAUCAGUACUACUGUUCAAAGUGCUCGGUGGAGCAACCUUACCGCUAACUUGCAGUGCUUACUCCGAUGACAAUAAUUUAUGUCUUGCUAAUAAGUAUAUAUCAGCGUAUUACACAAAAUCAAGGUACAGAUGAUAACACUAGUCUCCUAAAUCGGAAAUCCUAACCAAUCGCAGCUAUAACAUUAUACUUAUACAUAUAUUUGUAACAUACAUAGGUAUAUAAGUACGCGAGGUCAUUUUUCGUUCCAUAUUUUUCUCACAAUAUUUAUUGUUAAUAUUUAUAUUUUUGGCAGCUCAUCAAUCGUACAGGAUCAGUAUAGGCGUGUUAUUCAUAAAAUGAUCGAAUUUAAAGUGGAAAUCAAAUAAGAAAAUGACGAAUUUUAAUAUUUGUCAUGUCAAGUUCUAGAAUUUCUUGAAACUCUACAGUUGAUCUUUUUUAGUAUUGUGUUUCUUUUCUGUACUGAAAGUAUAAGUCUUCAACAACCUCCAUUCAUCUCGCGACAUCCUGGUGACAAUAAAUUCAUUCAUUCAUCAACUAGAAAUUAUAAUCUCUAAACUCAUAGAUAUUAUAGUAUUUAAGCCCACCUUGAGUAUUGGAUAGCCGUUAGUAAUUUGAUAUUGCAUAUAUCUACAUUUAUAUAAUUCGAUGAAGAUCGUGAUUUUAUUUUCGUAGUCUCAACUGUUUUAAGCUUAAUUGAUUUAAGUUUUUGCUAAGUGAAAUCCAUUUUCUCGUUCGAAUUUUGCUUUAUGCGCCCCGAUAUAACCUAUAAUCUAUAAAGAAUAUAAAUAUUAAUGAAUGACAUUGUUAUAUGCGCAUUAUUUAUGUGCCUUGCAUAACGCUGCAUAAAGCCACAGUUUUAUUACCAUAGCGCAAGCGUCAGUACAAAUUUUGUGUUCUGUUUAAAAUUUUAAGCUUACUCAUAAUGCAAAACUUUGGCGCUGAGUAGAGAUAUGCUUUCUGUGGUACUGACAUUUUUGUAGCUCUGAGCAUUAAAAGUAAAACUUAUUAUGGAAAUGAAAGACAAAUCAAUGUAUAGAACAAGAAAAAAAAAUGAAUAGGAUGUAAUAUAGAGCUGAAGUCAAACGUUCGAUUGCAUAUCUUCGAACAUUUUGCAAACGAAUUGGAUUAAAAUCAAACCAAAAUUGGAGUGAUCUACUCUUACUAAAAAUUACAAGAAAAAAAAUAAUAAUUUUAUAUACGCAUAAGUUUGUUUAUGGAAAAAAAAACUUAUCUACGCUAAACGUGUUCAACUUGAUCAGUAGCCUAACUUGUAAAUUUAUUGAAUUGAAUCUGAAGAGAUGAA